AUGUACGAGUAUACUAUUAUGAUAAAUACAGCACGCAUUAUACUCAAAGAAGGUGUAUUGAAGCGAAAAACAUACAGUUUUUUGUGCUCAAAACAAAAACUUUUAAAUAAAUGUAGAGAGGCAAAAAUAACACACGCAAGGCUACAACCAUCUCAUUCAAUACCAGAAAAUACGGAAGAAAUAACAAAUUUAGAAAGACUCAAAUACCAUCAGGUGGAUAAAACUUAA
Molecule: messenger RNA, 228 nt
Organism: Enterospora canceri
Lineage: Eukaryota; Fungi; Microsporidia; Enterocytozoonidae
Source: the annotation of a GenBank genome assembly